GUGAUGCUUACUUCAGGGCUGGUGAUGUGACAAGGCAAAGCCACUGCCGCUAGCACAGGUUAGCGAGUUUGUUGACUUUCGCUUUUCCUCGUUCCUCCUCAAAAUCAGAACAGCGACACGAAAAUGGACAAUAGCGGGAAAGAAAAAGAAGCAACGGCCUUAAUGGCGGAGGCCGAAAAGAAAGUGAAGUCCUCGCAGUCGUUUUUCGGAGCGCUGUUUGGGGGAUCCUCCAAGCUGGAAGAGGCCUGUGACAUAUAUGUGAGGGCAGCCAACAUGUACAAAAUGGCCAAGAAUUGGUGUGCUGCAGGGAAUGCGUUCUCCCAAGCUGCUCGCCUUCACCUGCAGAUGCAGAGCAAACACGAUGCAGCGACUAACUUCAUAGAUGCUGGAAAUGCCUUUAAAAAAGCAGAUCCGCAAGAGGCCAUAAACUGCCUAAACCGAGCUAUUGAGAUAUACACCGACAUGGGGCGCUUCACCAUCGCAGCCAAGCAUCACAUCACCAUCGCUGAAAUAUAUGAGACAGAGCUGGUGGAUAUCGACAAGGCCAUUGCUCAUUAUGAACAAGCAGCUGAUUAUUACAAAGGGGAAGAAUCCACCAGCUCUGCAAACAAGUGCCUUCUGAAAGUAGCAACCUACGCAGCUCAGCUGGAGCAGUACCCAAAAGCUAUUGAGAUCUAUGAACAGGUUGGAACCCACGCAAUGGACAGUACGCUCCUGAAAUACAGUGCCAAGGAUCAUUUCUUCAAGGCAGCGCUCUGUCACUUCUGUGUAGACAUGCUGAAUGCAAAACUUGCUGUGCAGAAGUAUGAAGAAAUGUUUCCGGCUUUUUCAGACUCGAGAGAAUGCAAACUGUUGAAGAAACUUCUAGAUGCUUAUGAAGAACAGAAUGUGGAUGCCUAUACUGAUUCGGUGAAGGAAUACGACACCAUUUCACGGUUGGACCAGUGGCUCACCACCAUGCUUCUCCGCAUCAAGAAAACCAUACAGGACGACGAGAGCGACCUUCGCUGACUUCCCUCCGCACUCGUCCUCAAGCCCUCAACAGCUGACUUGUUUUGCCUUGAGCCUGUCACUUCCAUUCUAGCAGCAAUCUCUUAAUUCUUUGACCAUUAGCCCUUAUAUUCCUUCACAGGUUCUGUGUUUCCUUCCUACCAUCUGCAGUAUUUUUUUUUCCUUGCCUUUUUAAUCCACUCAACUCAAUGUUCCAAAAAUUAUGGUCUCUAUACUGUAGGUAUGAACACUAUUUUCCUGAGUGCACACUGCACACAGUAUGUUAGUUGUAUAAUGUUAUUAUACAGGUAUUGGCCCAAUAUUUAAAGUUUUCAUAAUUGGGCUGCAAAUACCAAAUACUCAAACCAGCACACUUACAUAAUAAAGGCUUUAUUUUAUUUUCGUUGUUAUAAAAUAGAUGAGAGGAUGCCAACUUACUAACACGUUGAUCUACAAAAUAUAUUUUCCAGGAUGUGCUUUAGAAUAAACUUAACUGACCAAAAUGCCAAUAUCGACCAGAGCGGUCACAUUGGUUUUUGGUAGUUUUUGAGUGCUCGAGUAUAACGUAGAUCAUAUCAGGGCAUCUCUAAUUAAACAGCACUUCGUCUCAGCUGUGGAGCUCCUCUCCAAGCAGAGAGGCUAAGAGUUUCUGAGGUUAUUCCACAGCAAAUACCCCCUCUGCCUUAUACUGCGAAGUUCUCAGGACGUGAACAGCUAGAUUUGAUGAAAAAAAAUUAAUGCUUUUAUCAAGCAUUAUCAAUUAAUUUGCUAAUUGUUUUUGUCACUUCCAUUUAAAGUGCUUUUAUUCCACAAAAGAAGGUGAAUAAAAUUCAUCCUCUGUGAACAUUUGCAUGGUUUGGUAUGGAUGAGAAAACUAGAGCAGACGUUUUCCACUGUAUAGGAGAUAUUUCUCGAGUGUUUUUUUUUUUUUUUUUUUUUUUGGGUUGUCUGAUUUGUGUUUGUUUUCUGUCAUAAUUAACCAGGCUGAAAAAAAUAAAAUAAAAUCAGCAUUUUUUUAAGGCCUACACGAGAUGCAAUACAGUGAAGAAAAAAAAAGGAGCUUUACUGAUCUGAACACUGUGCUCAUGUAUCCUCCCGAUGAUUUUGUCUAUAGACAAUUGGUCUUAAAUAAUUUGUACAUCCGUGAUGUUUCCUGUUUGAAUAAACCUGUCUCAGUAUAGCA
This is a messenger RNA of Lates calcarifer (barramundi perch), 2173 nucleotides long. It is a transcript of the gene napab, whose product is annotated as N-ethylmaleimide-sensitive factor attachment protein, alpha b. Gene Ontology annotation, biological process: regulation of synaptic vesicle priming; synaptic transmission, glutamatergic; SNARE complex disassembly. NCBI's taxonomy places the organism in Eukaryota, Metazoa, Chordata, Actinopteri, Centropomidae. Gene Ontology annotation, molecular function: syntaxin binding; soluble NSF attachment protein activity. The record is from RefSeq and is a predicted model, not a curated record. The transcript has 11 exons. Bases 124 to 1011 code for a protein of 295 amino acids. Gene Ontology annotation, cellular component: terminal bouton; vacuolar membrane; synaptobrevin 2-SNAP-25-syntaxin-1a complex.